This is a messenger RNA of Octopus bimaculoides (California two-spot octopus), 1036 nucleotides long. RefSeq names its product elongator complex protein 5. NCBI's taxonomy places the organism in Eukaryota, Metazoa, Mollusca, Cephalopoda, Octopoda, Octopodidae. The record is from RefSeq and is a predicted model, not a curated record.
AUACCAGUUGUAUACUGGUAUUCAUUCUACUCAACUAUAUCCUUUCCCCUCACAUUCUUUAUUAUUAUUAUUAUUAUUAUUAUUAGAUAUGAGCAAGUUCAUGUGCUGCUUCUUGAUCCGAGUGCUGAAUGUUUAAGGAACAUCAUCCCGGAAGAAAAUAUACCAAGAUGUAUCUAUCACAACCUAUACUCUGAUCCCCUAAACUGGUUAGGCAAUGCAGAUAUUACAGUUACAAGCACAGAUUUCAUUGAUUUUCUCCAGUGCAAGAUCACCAGUUCAGUUCACAAUGUUGCCGUUGUCAUUUGUUCUCUAACCAGCUUGAUAAUUCAUCGGUCUCCAGCUUAUACCUGCCAGUUCUUAGAGAAAUUAGGAAACAGACAUUCGUCACCAUUUCCGGAUGUUUCUAUUGGCCAAGUCGUAUCUCUAGUACACCAGGACCUACACAAUGAAUAUACUUUAAAACAGCUUCGGUAUGUUUCAAGCAGUGUGAUAAGCCUUCUGGAAGAUUCAUCGGUGAAUCAUCUCACCAACUGCAAUGUGGUUCAUCGCAGGAUUUCUGGAAAGAUCUUCAAAAGUAAAGAACAGUAUCAAUUAUUGAAUAGCUUUGAACUGAAAGCUGUUAAAGAACUGCAGACCACAAACCUCAGGCCUAAUGAUAGACCUCAGGUUGAUCCUACGGCUAAUUUGACAUUCAAACUUAACUUGUCGGACACAGAAAAAGUUGCUCGUAGCCAACAAGUACUACCUCAUAUUCAAAUACAAAACAGGCAACAAGAACUCCAGUCUUCUACCAUGAGUGGACAAGGGCAGAUUUUCUAUGAGCCGGACGAUGCAGAUGAUUUUGAUGAAGAAGAUCCUGACGAUGAUCUUGAUAUCUGAAUCAAGUUUCUCACCAACAACCAAAUGGCACAAACGUGCCACAGUGAUGUAAAGGCUGACUCUGAUACAUAACUAAUGCAACAUAUUGCUGUAUUUGAAUUUUAUAUUCAUUAAAAAAGAGAAAAAAAACAAAAAAACAAUCAUUAAAGUUAUAACA